This is a messenger RNA of Arabidopsis arenosa, 708 nucleotides long. The record is from the annotation of a GenBank genome assembly. Lineage: Eukaryota; Viridiplantae; Streptophyta; Magnoliopsida; Brassicales; Brassicaceae.
GAGCUUAGUAACGCAGGCUUGUGAUCCAAGUGGAGACAACAAGGUGAUGGAACAUUGGGUCGAUCUCAAUGGGCCGGGUUCGGGUUGGGCUUUCUACUGGCCUGCCCAUUCCAAGUCGGGAGUUGAGACCUGUGUCUUCUCCGUGAAAUUCGAGGUUUUGUCUCGCCGGGACAUGGAAUCUGUAUCGUCACGAGACGUUGACGUCGGGAAUCUUAAAGCUCCGUUUGCGGCUUGGCAUUUCCAAACCGCUCUCUACUUUGCCUUGGGAUUCUUCUCUUCGAGGCUAUUGCUCGAUAAAUUCGUCUUUCAUGUAAGUAACACUUUCGUCCUCAAAUCGUUUACAUAUUACCGUAAUGGAAUUGAGCAUAACUUAAGCGUUGCGUUUGUGUGAUUAUGCAAAACAUAGUGGCUCUUGUACUUUUCUUUAGGAGGAGCCAAUGUAUCAAUGUUAUUAUGUAUCCGUAUUGCGCAUACAUUUUACAAGAAAUUGUUGUGAUCUUGAUUACUGAUUAGUGUGUUUCCUUGUUUGUUGUUUUGAACCUUCCAGAGGAUAGCUAUUUGGCUUUUGAGUACUGGUUCUUCUCCACUGAAAUUGAAUGAUGCUACUCGUGUAAAAAUCGUCAAAUGCAAAGAGUCCCUGUGGAAAUUGUUGUGCUCGAAUUCGUUUAUCCAGAGCCAUCAAGUGAGUAAUCAAUUCAUCAGGAUCAU